This is a messenger RNA of Cottoperca gobio, 5460 nucleotides long. RefSeq names its product hyperpolarization activated cyclic nucleotide-gated potassium channel 4 (gene hcn4). NCBI's taxonomy places the organism in Eukaryota, Metazoa, Chordata, Actinopteri, Perciformes, Bovichtidae. Gene Ontology annotation, cellular component: dendrite; HCN channel complex; axon. The record is from RefSeq and is a predicted model, not a curated record. The transcript has 8 exons. Gene Ontology annotation, molecular function: voltage-gated potassium channel activity. Gene Ontology annotation, biological process: regulation of membrane depolarization; sodium ion transmembrane transport; potassium ion transmembrane transport. The coding region runs from base 1 to 4326 and encodes 1441 amino acids.
AUGGAGAGGUUGCACUCCUCCAUGCGUAAAAGGCUCUACAGUUUGCCACAGCACAUUGGACAGAAAACAUCUAUAAUGGGCGAAGGAGAAGACGCAGACAAGGACACCCGGAGGAAGAGUCUUAGGAUGAAGCCUCUACUGUCACCGUCACCGACCUCUGGGGGAAGCUGCAAAGGCAUCGGGGAGACCAAAAGUGGGGAGUCUGUGAUCAUGGAGACGGACAUAGGGAGACCGAUGAAGACCAGUUCAAAUGGAGAUUGCCGGAGAUUUCGAGGCAGCCUCUCGUCCAUCACAAGCCGCCAUGUGCACGACUCUGACACGGCGGAGGAAAGGCGCCUCAUCACCGAGGGGGAUGUCACCCCGAACGAGGAGAGCCCCCCCGGAGUCAUCGGUGAUGGGCCGCCGGAUCAAGGCGCGCAAGGGGCCAGCGGUGGCGGCGAUGGAACGCAAAAAGAUUCCCCAGACCAGCAGUCAGGGUUUAUAAAGUUGGAUGGCAUUGAUCAAAUUCUGCCGGACGACGAGAGAUUAUUUCAAGCUGGGUUCAUACACAGACAGUUAGGGGCAAUGCUUCAACCAGGGGUCAACAAGUUCUCCCUGAGGAUGUUUGGAAGUGAGAAGGCGGUUGAACGGGAACAAGAGCGGGUUAAAUCCGCCGGAUUUUGGAUAAUUCACCCGUACAGUGACUUCAGGUUUUACUGGGACUUGACCAUGCUGCUGCUGAUGGUAGGCAACCUCAUCAUCAUCCCCGUGGGCAUCACAUUCUUCAAGGACGAGCACACGCCCCCCUGGAUCGUGUUCAACGUGGUUUCCGACACUUUCUUCCUCAUGGACCUGGUCCUCAACUUCCGGACGGGUAUCGUCAAGGAGGACAACACGGAGAUCAUCCUGGAUCCGCAACAGAUCAAGAUCAAGUACUUGCGGAGUUGGUUUGUGGUGGACUUCAUCUCCUCCAUCCCCGUGGACUACAUUUUCCUCAUUGUGGAGACGCGCAUCGAUUCAGAUUUCUACAAGACGGCGCGAGCCUUGCGGAUUGUCCGCUUCACAAAGAUCCUCAGCUUGCUGCGACUCCUGCGCCUCUCUAGGCUCAUCCGCUACAUCCACCAAUGGGAAGAGAUCUUCCACAUGACCUAUGACCUAGCCAGCGCCAUGGUGAGGAUAGUCAACCUGAUCGGCAUGAUGCUGCUGCUGUGUCACUGGGACGGCUGCCUGCAGUUCCUGGUGCCCAUGCUGCAGGACUUCCCCGCUGACUGCUGGGUGUCCAAAAAUAAGAUGGUGAAUGACACAUGGGGACAGCAGUACUCCUACGCACUUUUCAAAGCUAUGAGCCACAUGCUGUGUAUUGGGUAUGGCAUGUACCCCCCGGUGGGCAUGACAGACGUGUGGCUGACCAUCCUCAGCAUGAUCGUGGGCGCUACCUGCUACGCCAUGUUUGUGGGACACGCCACCGCGCUAAUCCAAUCCCUGGACUCAUCUCGACGGCAGUACCAGGAGAAGUACAAACAAGUGGAGCAGUACAUGUCCUUCCACAAACUGCCAGCAGAUAUGAGGCAGAGAAUCCACGACUACUACGAGCACCGUUACCAGGGCAAGAUGUUCGACGAGGAGAGCAUCCUGGGAGAGCUGAAUGAGCCGCUCCGAGAGGAAAUCAUCAACUUUAACUGUCGAAAGCUGGUGGCGUCCAUGCCUCUGUUCGCCAACGCCGACCCCAACUUUGUCACCUCCAUGCUCACCAAGCUGAAGUUUGAGGUGUUCCAGCCCUUGGAUUACAUCAUCAGGGAGGGCACCAUCGGCAGAAAAAUGUACUUCAUACAACACGGGGUCGUCGGCGUACUAACCAAAGGCAAUAAAGAGACCAAGUUGUCAGAUGGCUCCUACUUUGGAGAGAUUUGUUUGCUGACGCUGGGCAGAAGGACGGCCAGUGUCCGAGCGGACACCUACUGUCGCCUGUACUCGCUGUCUGUGGACAACUUCAACGAGGUGCUGGAGGAGUAUCCUAUGAUGAGAAGGGCCUUUGAGACUGUUGCAGUGGACAGGCUGGACCGUAUUGGCAAGAAAAACUCCAUCCUGCAGCACAAGGUACAACACGACCUCAGCUCUGGUGAACUCAACUACCAGGAGAAUGAGAUCAUCCAGCAGAUAGUGCAGCAUGACAGGGACAUGGCCCACUGUGCCCACCUCUUCCAGAACGUCCCACCCCAGACUCCUCCUUCACCUACCCCUGUCAUAUGGGCCCCCCUCAUCCAGGCCCCUCUCCAGGCAGCAGCCGCCACCACCUCAGUUGCAAUUGCCCUGACACACCAUCCCCACCUUACACAAACCUUUUUCAGGCCUCCGGUUUCUGUUCUGGAAUCCCUAAAGGACCCUCCCAGCCGGUUUAAGAAAUUCCACACAUAUGUUCCUCCAUCCACAGCACCUAGCUCUGCUGGGGACUCCCCCUCUAGCACCCCCUCUAAACUGUGCUCUGGGGCGGACAUGCCAUUGCUGGCCUCUUUUCGGGCCCUGCACAUGACAUCAGGUACAGAGGCAACUGGCUCCAGGCAACAGGCUUCAGGUAGCAGAGGCCAGCAUGGACCUAGUGGGGCUGGCUCUGGGUCCAGUGGAGGAGGGGCCUCUGCCUUCCCCUUCGGACCAUACUUGCCCUCUGUCUCACCCACAUCUAGUAUGGCCCAGCUACACCCACAACCACAGCAUCAACAGCCGUUUCGCUCCAGCACCCCACCUCUUUCAAACCUCUUCCGUCAAGGAUCUACAGGUGGAAGCACAGGGUCAGGAAUAAGUGGAGGGGCAGUUGGAGCUUGUGGUGGUGCUACAGGGUGGUCUUCAGGUGGAGCAGUCGGAGCGUCUUUGGAAGGAGCCACAGGAAGAGACUCUGGUUGGGUAGGAGAGGACUUUACAACUGGAACAACAGGGCCACUGCCCUCCCACUUUGGGUUGGGAGGAGCUAAUGGUAGAGCAGUAGUAGAGAUCUCAGGGGAAUCAUUGGGAGGGAUAUCUGAAGUAUCAGUGGGUGCUGCUUGUGACACGUUAGCAGGUGGGGCAUCAGGUGGAUCAGCGGGGGGUAUAACCUGUGGGUCAAUAGGAAACACAGCCAGGAGAUCAAUGGGAAGAGCUUCUGGGGGAUCCGUGGGAGGGGCUUCUGGGGAAAAACUCAUAGUGACGACCACUGGAGGAUCAUUACCAAGGGCUUCUGGUGGAUCAAUGGCAUUGGUUUCCGGGGGAUUGACAGGAGGUGCCUCGGGGGGUGGACUUGGAGGGGUUUCUGGUGAUUCAAUGGUAGGGAAUCCUGUAGGGACGUUCGGAAGGCCUUCUGGUUCAUCCACAACUAGCCAUAUAGGAGGAAGUUUGAGUGGAUCAGGGGGUGGGAUGAUAGGACAUAUUAGCAAAAUGGCAGGAGGGGCAGUAGGGAUUCAUAUAGGAGAAUCUGUAAUUCCUGUAGAUGGGAUAUCUGCUGGAAUUACAGCUGGACUUCUGAGUUCGUCACGUUGUCAGAGUCCUAUAUCUACCGGCUCGUCCAGCCCUAUGCCUGGUCAGCUUCUCCAUAGCCAGCCACCUCCCAAGCCUCCUCAGGUGGCUCCUUUGCAGCAGUUUGCAGGGGGAGGCAGGACUAACAGUAGCUUAAACCUCUUCCAUUCCCCUCCACAUGGCUCCCCAUCCUCUAGCAGAGGACAGUACAGCCAGCUCCCUGCUGAGGGUUCCCCAUCUUCUCUCAGCCAUUUUAGCCUGGCAGGCCUCCAGUCCAGCUUUCUGCCUCACCAGAUGUCCCUAGAAAGGUCUGCACUGGCCUCCCUGGCCCAGUAUGGUUCAGCAAACGCCUCCCCCUGCCUUACCCCGGUGGCGCCCAGCCCUACUAUUCAAAGCCCAGUGGCGGGAAGGACUUUCCACUACAGCGACCCCACAAGUGCCACAGGAUCCCACAGUUCUCUACUCAUGCCUCAGUCUUCUCUCCCUUCACAGCCUCCCAGCCAGCCUCACACAACAGGGAGAGAUUCUCCAAUGGGCCGCUUUUCCGAGGACCUCAAGCUUUUAUACAGCUCGCCCCCAUCUCUGCCCCAGGAAGUAGCCCAGGCCUUAGGUCACCAUACUCCUCCCUCCUCUGUGGAGCCUGGAUAUUACCCCUCACCCUUUUCCUCACCAACUCUUGUGCCCAAACCCUGUAGCUCUUUGCCAGGGCGCAUGACUCCUCCAAUCCAGAUGUCUCCGGGACACCCUCACCAGACUCAGUCCCCUGGGGCCUCCCCGGCCUUGCCUCUACGGAGGGCCUCUGCUGCCUACUCAUCAGAUCUAGAACCUCAAACUGUCCGCUCUAAACUCCCUUCCAAUUUGUGAGGACUGCUCACACCCUCCUGUGCUCCUCCAAACUGAAAUGCACACAAACAAUUUCCAUGUGUGGCAUUUUUUUCUUUCUGUCUUCAAGACUUCACUGUGUCCCACCUCUCAUUUUACCAAGAUCUUCAAAAUAACUGUGAUUAAAAGACACUUUACCGGGUAACUCGGAGCGCUAGAAUACUCUAUAUUUGUUUUAUGCUAUGUCCUCUUUUUUAUUCAUACAUAUUGUAUAUAGAUAGAGAUAUAUUUAAAUGAUAAGUUAAUCAAUGGACUAGGAGGGUGUGAAAAAAGAUAUCCAUUUAAUUAAAGGACAGUCAUUUUCUUUAUUUAUAUAACUAUGCCAAAUUCAUCUGGUGACGUUUGGGGAGACAAUUCAAUGGACUACACAAUAAUAAUCUUUUUUUCUGCAGGAACCUAUGCACUAAUACCUGCAUGUAUAAAUGCUUUUUGUGUGUUUUAAAAAAGUAUCUAAAUUUCUAGCUAAAACAACAUGCUUCGAGACUGGCUGACUCUUGUACCAUCUCAUACAGGAUCACAUAUUGUUGAUCUUUAAAUGUAUCUAUUAGAUUGUACUUAUUUAUCCUCUGUAUAAACUUUUCAAAACUUAAUGAGGGAUGGAGAAGAGAUUUUUAAGAAACCAAAAAAAUGUUUUUCCUGUGGGGUAAUGAUUCACCUCCUCUUGGCCCAUCAAUCCUUAUUUUAUACCAUUUUAUCGUAACAAUUCAGUUUUUUGAAGCAGGGGGAGAGGGGUUCAGCGAGCUACCCUCCAUCUCAAUUCUAAGACAUGACAGUAUGUGAGCGACUGGCUUUCUGCAGAGUCCUUGACCGUGUCCUGACAAGCUCACUUUGUCUUCCAAGCUCAUGCUAAUUUCUGUGUGUAGAAAGCAUGUGUUGUUUUCUUCCUGACUGUGUGCAACUGUUAAUGUGUGAGUGUUAGUGAGAGAAUAAGUUUGGGUUUCAGUGGAACAGUCGGAUGCAAGGAAAUACUUUUCCAAGGACUGAUCAAAAGGACGUUUGCCUUUUUCACAUAAAAACUAGGACUUCCAUUAACCACAGCUUGUGUGUUGCAUUGUGUAGCACUCAGACCAAUCAAAAUAGUCAAAUAUAUAAUACCCCCUAAAACUAGACUUACAG